GUGCCGACCGGCGGUGAGGGGCGGCCGUGGCAGCGGGGCCGGCGGGAGGGAGGGGGCCGUGCUCGGCCGCUCGGCGCAGGCAGCGCCCCGGCCGCCCGAGCCUCCGCCGGGGGGCGGCCCCGCGCCGCCGCCGGCCCUCGCCGCCAUCUUGGCCGCUGCCCCGGGAGCGGGACGGGCCGCGCCGGGCCGGGGGAGAAAAUGAUCCACAGCCUGUUUCUUAUAAACUGUUCUGGUGAUAUAUUCUUGGAGAAGCACUGGAAGAGCGUUGUGAGCCAAUCUGUGUGCGAUUAUUUCUUUGAAGCUCAGGAGAAAGCAAUUGAUGUUGAGAAUGUGCCUCCUGUCAUCUCAACUCCACACCACUACCUCAUCAGCAUCUAUCGGGAUAAAAUCUUCUUUGUGUCUGUAAUACAGACAGAAGUGCCACCCCUCUUCGUAAUUGAAUUUCUGCACCGAGUAGCAGAUACUUUCCAGGAUUACUUCGGUGAAUGUUCUGAGACGGCAAUUAAGGACAAUGUAGUAAUUGUGUAUGAACUUCUAGAAGAAAUGCUAGACAAUGGCUUUCCACUGGCAACAGAAUCUAACAUACUGAAGGAGCUGAUUAAGCCUCCCACAAUUUUGCGCUCUGUUGUCAACUCCAUCACAGGCAGUAGUAAUGUGGGAGAUACACUUCCUACUGGACAGUUGUCCAACAUUCCUUGGCGCAGAGCGGGAGUAAAAUACACAAACAAUGAAGCCUAUUUUGAUGUCAUUGAAGAAAUUGAUGCGAUUAUAGACAAAUCGGGUUCCACAGUCUUUGCAGAAAUCCAAGGUGUUAUUGAUUCGUGUAUAAAGCUCUCAGGAAUGCCAGAUCUUUCUCUGUCUUUCAUGAACCCACGGCUGCUGGAUGAUGUCAGCUUCCAUCCAUGUAUUCGGUUCAAACGCUGGGAGUCUGAGAGAGUCCUUUCGUUUAUUCCUCCCGAUGGGAAUUUCAGACUGAUCUCCUACCGCGUCAGUUCCCAGAACUUGGUGGCAAUUCCUGUAUAUGUGAAGCACAUGAUCAGCUUUAAGGAAAAUACUUCUUCAGGAAGAUUUGAUGUUACCAUUGGACCAAAACAGAAUAUGGGAAAAACAGUAGAAGGAGUUGUCAUGACAGUUCACAUGCCAAAGGCUGUACUUAACAUGAACCUCACUGCUACACAAGGCAGCUAUACAUUUGACCCAGUUACUAAAGUGCUAACAUGGGAUGUGGGCAAAAUUACCCCUCAAAAGCUACCAAAUCUGAAGGGCAUAGUGAACCUGCAGUCUGGAGCACCCAAGCCAGAGGAGAACCCAAGUUUAAACAUCCAGUUUAAGAUACAACAGCUUGCAAUUUCAGGACUGAAAGUGAAUCGUCUAGACAUGUAUGGAGAAAAAUACAAGCCUUUUAAAGGUGUCAAAUAUAUUACAAAAGCAGGAAAAUUCCAAGUCAGGACAUGAGAAGAUGCUAAGAGGAAAUUCCCCUUAAAAAAACUUGACUGCUUAGUGACUUAUGUUGGUUAGGUGCCAAUUAAUUAAUAGACACUGAUUAGUUUGGGAUCAAAGCAUUUGUGCACAGCAGCUCUUAGUAAGAAAGCAUAGCUUAGUUUUUCUUAAUAUGCUUUAAAAUAAGGUACUUUUUUUCUAUUACACUUACACUCUUUUUUUACUGAAUUGUUGUGCUGUUGAAUAGUUUGAUAUGGGCAACCCACAAAAUGUUGCAAACACUACACUGCCAGGCAGAUACCAAAGCCCUGAGGUCAAGCACAUUCUGAAGGCCAGACAGGCCACUGGAGAAGUCUUCUGGUGGCAUGUUUUGCUGCUGCAGCUGCCUGCAAAGAAAGCUCAGUUCCACCCACAGCCAGCUGCAAGCUGGCAUUCCACAAAGCAGCACGUAAUCCUUUCAGAAAUAGAGAGCAGCAGUGAGAGGGGCAGGGGUCCCCCCAGGGCCUGGGACAUUGCAAGUGUCACUCCUGAAAAAGCUUCUGAUGAAGUAAAAAAUAAUUUCUAUGUUGUUUACAAGAAAUCGCCUUUCUUAAGAAGCAUUUGCCUUAAUCAGCUUUCAUUUCUGCCAUCUGCAGAUGAGCUGAUAAAAAUAACAUCCUGCAUUAAAUCUGGGAGGUGAUUGUUGCUUCAGUAAUCCACUUUCUUUCCAUUCAAUCUCAUCAUCCCCACCAUUUUUUUUAAGAAUACAGUUGCAGAGAGUAAGAUCUAUUUUUUAUGUGAAGCCUUUGCUUUGACUUAGAUGUUCCACUUGUUAGAAGUGGAUGCCACCAGAUCUGUGCAGUGUGUACCUUUGAGCGUAGCUUUUUAGAUAGCACAGUAGAAGUGUUAAGUGUAUUUAAUGAUUGUGUGCUUUAAUGUUCUGAAAUAAAGGGAACUCUACUGCA
Poecile atricapillus (Black-capped chickadee) is the source of this 2384-nucleotide messenger RNA. It is a transcript of the gene AP3M1, whose product is annotated as adaptor related protein complex 3 subunit mu 1. Gene Ontology annotation, cellular component: clathrin adaptor complex; cytoplasmic vesicle. Gene Ontology annotation, biological process: endocytosis; intracellular protein transport. The transcript is spliced from 9 exons. The record is from RefSeq and is a predicted model, not a curated record. The coding region runs from base 199 to 1455 and encodes 418 amino acids. NCBI's taxonomy places the organism in Eukaryota, Metazoa, Chordata, Aves, Passeriformes, Paridae.